Messenger RNA from Melospiza georgiana, 1187 nucleotides. RefSeq names its product protein phosphatase 1 regulatory subunit 8 (gene PPP1R8). Gene Ontology annotation, molecular function: mRNA binding; protein binding; protein serine/threonine phosphatase inhibitor activity. Lineage: Eukaryota; Metazoa; Chordata; Aves; Passeriformes; Passerellidae. The transcript is spliced from 7 exons. The record is from RefSeq and is a predicted model, not a curated record. The coding region runs from base 49 to 1104 and encodes 351 amino acids. Gene Ontology annotation, cellular component: nuclear speck.
UCCGCGCUCCCAGGGUGCCCCGCGGCGGCUGAAUGGGGCAGAGCCAAGAUGGCGGCGAGCGCGGCCCCGGCGGGCGGCGGGUCCCUGUUCGAGUGCCCGAGCUGGGCAGGGAAACCACCACCUGGCUUACAUCUGGAUGUAGUCAAAGGAGACAAACUCAUUGAGAAACUCAUCAUUGAUGAGAAGAAAUACUAUCUCUUUGGGAGAAAUCCUGAUCUGUGUGACUUUACCAUUGACCACCAGUCUUGCUCUCGAGUCCAUGCUGCCUUGGUCUAUCACAAACAUCUCAAGAGGGUUUUCCUCAUAGAUCUGAACAGCACACAUGGCACAUUCUUGGGCCACAUCCGUUUGGAAGCUCACAAGCCCCAGCAGAUCCCCAUCGACUCCACGGUUUCCUUCGGCGCCUCCACGCGCGCCUACACCCUGAGAGAGAAGCCCCAGACUCUGCCCUCAGCAGUGAAGGGGGAUGAGAAGAUGGGGGGUGAGGAUGAGGAGCUCAAGGGUUUGCUGGGGCUGCCAGAGGAGGAGACAGAACUGGACAAUCUGACAGAGUUUAACACAGCCCACAACAAAAGGAUCUCCACACUGACCAUUGAGGAGGGGAACCUGGACAUCCAGAGGCCAAAGCGAAAGCGGAAGAACUCCAGAGUGACGUUCAGUGAUGAUGAUGAGAUCAUCAAUCCAGAGGACGUGGACCCAUCUGUGGGGCGGUUCAGGAACAUGGUACAGACAGCAGUGGUCCCUGUUAAGAAGAAGCGCCUGGAGAACGCGGGCUCGCUGCCCACGGACGAGUCGGCGUCGCGGCGCAUGCAGAGCUUCCCCUACAGCGGGGGGCUCUACGGGGGGCUGCCCCCCACCCACAGCGAGGCCGGCUCGCAGCCCCACAGCGUGCACGGCACCGCGCUCAUCGGGGGGCUGCCCAUGCCCUACCCCAACCUCGCCCCCGAUGUGGACUUGACUCCGGUUGUGCCCUCCACGGUGAACAUGAACCCAGCUCCCAACCCCGCCGUCUUCAACCCCGAAGCUGUGAAUGAACCCAAGAAGAAGAAAUAUGCCAAGGAGGCCUGGCCGGGCAAGAAGCCGACCCCGUCCCUGCUGAUCUGAGCUGGGCUGAGGGAGGGCAGGAGUCACGACUCCAGAAACUUUUCAUGUGCGGUAUCGUCUUUUUAAACUUUCGGUGUCCUAAC